Molecule: messenger RNA, 3832 nt
Organism: Schizosaccharomyces cryophilus OY26
Lineage: Eukaryota; Fungi; Ascomycota; Schizosaccharomycetes; Schizosaccharomycetales; Schizosaccharomycetaceae
Product: cryptic loci regulator Clr1
Exons: 1
Coding region: 147-3668 (1173 amino acids)
Source: RefSeq, a predicted model, not a curated record
CUUGUACAAGGUAGCUAGCUGCUUUGCUUUAGAGAAAUCCUAUAUGGGCGGGCCCAUAUUGAUUCGUAUUCUUAUUAAAUUUACUCUUUAACAUUUAUAUUGACUGCUUUUUCUUACUUUCAUCGACGUUUAGUACUUGGUAAAAUAUGGUUGUGCAAGAAAAUGAUCUCAAUUGUGCAAACGCAUUGAAUGAGAUUCAACAAAGAAGAUUAAUAUAUUUUUUUUCUUGUUAUCAUCUUCUUACAAUGGAACUCAAAAUGCUCUUUAACACCUCAAUUCCUCCUGGUAUUCUUUCUUACAUUUUUUCUGGAUACAAAAUAAUACGACCGUGGCUGAUGGCCACGAGGUUAAAAGGACCAAUUAACGAUUUUAGCGUGAUUAUAAAAGUGUUUCAAGAUGUUUUAGACACUGGGUUUUUCGUAAAUCCACCACCCAUUGAAAUUUACUCGAGGCAGUUGCUUAAAUUCAUAUCUGUUUUAGCUGGGAAUAAAAGUUCCCCAUCCUCUCAACAUUCUGCCAAUCCACCUGCAUCGUCAUCAAAUACACCUGUGAAUACUCCUGUACCAACCCCAACGGAACAAUUAGUGAAACCAAGUUAUAGUAUUGGAGUAAAUAGACCACCUGUCUAUUCAAGAAACCAUGGAUCAAAUACAGGCUCAUCUAAACAUCCACCGCGGUCUUCAUAUAAUACUCAUCCUAGUUUAUCAAAAUCGUUUCCCUCUUCCUCUCAAAACCAGAUACCUAAUCAUUUAGCAUACCCUGCAAAUUCCUCCGCCUCAGAAUAUCGGGAUCAUCGCUAUCCCGUGUCUUUCUCUUCAGCUCCUCCUAUUGCUAAUCGAAAUAUACCUGUACCUAAUACUAAACCCGUUGCCAGUAUGACGAAUGGUCGAUUUACACCUUCAUGGAAUAACCAGCCAAAUCGUCGAAUGAACGAAACAGUUCAUCCAUCUUCUGAAUAUACUAACGUUCGUUCUAAUGUACCGCUCACCCAAGUACCUCCCCCUUCUACAUUAAACAGUAAACCUCCCUCAGAAUCUGAACAAGCGAGCCAAAUACCACAAGAUUCCUUCGACGGUGAUACAACAACGCCCAAUGUUGUAGAACCAUCUCCUUGUCAUUUCAAUUUUCAAAGAAUUUAUCCUAAUAUCUCUCCUUAUUUGACGCCUGACAACAUAGGUGCUUCAAUUUUGUACUCCACGACUGAUUUUUCAAAAUCUAAACCCCACAACCCUCGAUUGAAUUUAUCUCUUGAGUUAAAACUCAGGGAAAAUAAUCUAGAAAAAGGAGAACUUAAACAAAGCAUGAAAGGUGAUUUACGAAACUUAGCUGAUUGGGAUGCAAUUUCUCUUGUUUCUUCGCAGUUUCCGUCGCUACCCGCUUCUAAUUUCAGACCUGAUGGAUCGUUUUUAAAACAUCGUCGUUUUAACGAUGAGGUCAUGGAAAACAAAGAAAUUUUAGAAAAAGCAAUUAAGCAAUUAAACCUGUCUCCCUUAGAUGCUGAACGCUUACGUGAACGGAACAGAGUUCAACUUCUAGAUGACAAAAAAGUAUGUACUCCAUCAUUAAAGGAUUAUCCAUCAAAGGAUAAUCAGCUUUUAGCGAGGCUUGAUAAUGCAAAUAAUGAAAAACUUAAAGUCUCCAAUGAAGUUAUUCCUAAAGCACCGGCCACUUCUGUUGAAGACGUUUCGAAAACCAAAGAUGCACGAAAUAAAAACUUACAAGAGAGUGAAGUUGUUGAAGACGUUCCGUUGUCUAUCCUUUCUCAUAAAGGGAAAGGAAGAUUGCCUCGCGAUCAGAAACGGAGAUCUGGCACCAAACCUGUGCAUACUUUAGAAUCCAUGAGAAAUGAAGAGUCUAGUAACGAGCCUGCGUUCGAAAAAGUUGAUUUAUCUUCUAUCAGAAAUUCAGAAAAGACGAGUGAUGCUACGAUUCAAAGCACAUUGGCUAAAGAUGUCGAUGAUAUACACGAAAGACAAAUUGCAAGCCACGUUAUUUCAGACAGUACAAAGAGCGUAAGUGAAAUUACUGAAAUUCCUAACGAUAAACAAAAAGGGCAAGGAACGGGUGAUUCUCAACGGGUGGGAAUUUAUGAAAAGGACUCUACUCAAAAUUCAAUUAAAGAAUUAUCUGAAAGAGAGCAUCUCACUCAGACGAAAACCUCUGCGGAAAAGGUUGAUAUACAUAACAAUCAGAAUCCGAAUUUAUUACCUUCUUAUACAGAUGAUGAGUUGGUUAAUCCGACUAAUUCUGAGGUUGGUAUUGCUAGAAAGCAAGAUGUAAGCCUUACGAACGGUGAAGGCAUGGAAUUAAGAAACCCUUAUGUGUCUCCGUCUUCACAGAUGGCUGAUUCUUCUGAUAGUGAAGAGCAAUUUAGAGAUGCAGUAUUGUCAGAUGCAAGAAUUGAGCGUAACAACAAUUCAGAUGGAAAACACUCCAUAGAAAAUGUUGAAGAGUCUUCUUAUCCUACGCUGGACCACAAAAUUCAUAAUGAUAAGGAAUACUUGAAUAUCAAGGCUUUAUUGAAUGAUGAAUCAACUUCGCAAUCAACUAGAUCCGAUUCCUUUAAUGAGGAAGCUUUGAAAAGUAAGGAUGCUUCAGGAAUAUAUUCAUUAGAGAAAGAACCCUCUGAGAAUCUUUCCUUGGUUGAUACCUCUCAUUCCGUUAGUGAAGAAAAGGAAACUUUACAACCAGUCAACUCGAUAUCUUCCGAAAUUGAUUCGUCCGUAAGUGAAACUCAUCCAAUUAUUAAUGAGCCAUUAAAUAAGUCAAAAGAUUUGGAUGACGCUACCUCUGAUCUUUCCAAACAAUUGAAUGCAACUAAGAUUAUUCAAGAUGUUCCUUCCAAGGACAUGGCGAUAUCGGAAGCAGAAAUUGAAGCGAACAAGCAUCAAGUUCUGAGUACAGUAAAUUCACUGCCGCAAGGUUUUGCAGAGUACAAAUGUAAAUGGGAUGGUUGUGAAUCUACUUUGCACACUCUUAAUACUCUGUUUAUACACUUAAAGAAAUUACAUUUCAAUUGUGAAGAUGGAGGCUCCACGUUGAAAUGUUGCUGGGGUCAGUGCUGUUUAUCAUUAGGUCCUGAGCAAAUCGACGCUCAUAUUUAUGAACAUCUUGAAAAGAUACAACAUAUUUGUAAAGUUCCUGGAUGCAAAAAAGGUUUUUCAGUCUAUAAAGAAUUUCAUGAACAUCUGUUAUUUUCCCAUUUACCAUACAAGUUCCAGCCGGCUGCUUUCAUUACUACCAGGAAAUCACGAUUACAAGAAGGGAAUCGACGUACUCGAAACAAUCAAGGAAAUAAAUCUUCCUCACCUGAAUUUUUUCUUAAUACUUCUACGCCCAUCAUCAAACCUGCCCCACUGAACUGGUAUCCUGUACCACCGCCCGGUUUUAGUCCGUCUGUUUUUGCAAGGCUAAACCAGAGCAACCAAGCGAAGGAGAAGACUAUUUCUUCGUUGGCGAAAAGAAAUGUCUCUCUCUCAUUUUCUGGUUUGCAUAAUGAUGAUGUGAAAACCGCUAGUCCUGAAGAACGAUCGAGUGCUUCUGACGCUCAGUAUGCUCGACCGGGUCGAGUUGGUCGUCUUUUUACCAGUGUAUCAAAAGCCAACUAUCUUCCCGCAAUGAUAAUAGAGGGAACAGUUGUUCAGCGAAAGAAUUGGGUUGUACAUUAAUUUACGUACUGAUUAGAACCUUGGGUUUAUGUUUAUUACUUUUUUUUCCUUUAUUUUUGGAUGAAUAUUAUUUAUUGUAUCAAUCAUAUAUAUCUAGGAUCAGGUUGCAACAUUUAUAGUCAAGCUAUUUAGAUAAGUGAGCUUUCUUGGUAUUUGUAUCAUCA